Morchella sextelata is the source of this 2109-nucleotide messenger RNA. RefSeq lists its product as uncharacterized. The transcript is spliced from 8 exons. NCBI's taxonomy places the organism in Eukaryota, Fungi, Ascomycota, Pezizomycetes, Pezizales, Morchellaceae. The record is from RefSeq and is a predicted model, not a curated record. The coding region runs from base 1 to 2109 and encodes 702 amino acids.
AUGGCAACCGUAACCUUGACCAAAACCCAUGUGAACCGGCCAGAAGCAUCAGCAUACUCUUACACAACCAAAACAACAGCGGAAACCAUGAAUUCAUCGAUGAUAUCAAGAGAGCCCUUGGAGAGUUCAAUAGCAAGGGCAACAAAAGGUCGCAGGAGCAUGGAUGAGUAUAUAAGACCAAUCCUCGACCUGCAGAACCCAUAUGAUGAAUCGCCACCUAAUUACAGGACUGACGAGUACACCAUUACAACGGAAGAGGAAAUCAAGCGCCCAAUGAUAAUCGAUGAGGCAGCAUGCCUUAUACGGGAUACUUAUUUGCAACCAAAAAACCAUGGCCGUAGAUAUGGAGAGGUCCAGGUCAUGUUUUAUAAGUUCAACGUUAUACAAGCAGACGAUAUAGAUCUUGAAGACGUUGAGGACAUAGAGGAUGAUGACGACUACUCCUCUGAUAAUACGGCCAAGAGAGAGGAAAUCGAGAGGAACAACAGGAAACAAUCAGAAGAGCUAAGAAGGAGGUGCCUGGUUCAGGCUGCUAAAGCGAAGGGGGACGGUUACGAGGUCAUCCCGUUGCAGUAUCUAUACGAGAAAGUUUCGGAAACCUCGCCCCCACAAAUGGAAUACGAGCUUUUCCCAUCUGGCAUCCGAGAGUUAUCGGAGCUAAAGAUCAUAGAGUUCCCUGCUUGCUUUUAUGCUACAGAUUUCUUGGAAGCAAUGCAGAGCCACACAAAUCGCUAUAACUUCACUGAGGUUGACCCACAAACUGUCCUGAGGUCAAGGAAUUUGCGUUUCAACAAACAAAUUCCUGGUUUUAAGACAGGCAUCUCAUUGCGCGCAACUAGCGACGAAAGUGAUAAUGAUUAUCUUACACUUCUUACUGCUAUGCCAUAUUUCGGAAAACUUCCUGAAAUGAAGUUCUUACGCGAAGCCAGUCUUUCUCCGGGCAAUGCGCCCUCGUAUCUGACAGAGUAUCGCCCGGUGAAGGGGCGAGAAUCGUGGCGGCGGGAGAGCCUGAGCUUGGCAGAAUAUAGAUUUCUAAGUCCAGGCGCCGAGAAAGAGUCUAAAAGACAGGAGAGAAUAAACUAUGAUCUGAGGGAAGAGCGUUAUAUCGAUCAGGAUGUUCUUAUUCAUCAGGCGUGGUUUAUGGUCAUUGAUAAUUAUACCAUAGGAAUUUUCAAGUCUGCAGAUGAUCAACUCUCAGACUUAUACCCACAGCCACCACUAUACCCACACCAGGAGAAAAUUGGAGCGUUUAACGCACUGGUACAUACAAUAUCGAAUACUCUAGAACGUUCAGAAAACAUAGUCCUUGAUACCUACCGUGCCAAGGUUUCUGAGCUAGAAUUCUGUUAUCAAUCACUUAUUAACAAAGAUAUGGAUGUGAGUGAUGACGAAAACAGAGAAGAUGUCUCUAGCUACCAUAGAGCAAAUUUCGAAGCAAAACAGUUCGCUAAAAAUUCCAAGGACCUAGCCAGAGCAGUCGAAAAAGUUGUAAUCCAAAUCAGUACCAUCAGUAGCGUGGUUCAAUCUCAAAUACAGAUUCUCAAAGAUCUACGAGAAAUCUUUCGCCUUAGCAUUGGUUUGGCAAGCAGGCGGCCUCAGGGAGCCAACUUACAAAUACCAAUUAUGUCGGAUCAAAAAGAACAAGUCCGUGCAGCCGAGCGAAGCCUAAGCUUUGUUAUUAAAGAUCGAUAUAGAUUUUCUAAGACACUUGAUGCCUUGACCAAGGAUGUAAAAUCCUUGUCGGGAUCCUUGGCAGUAAGAGGAACUCAGACUGCGAUCGCGCGACAAAACACCACCAUGUCAACACUUGCGCUUAUUUCAACGUUAUUUUUUCCGUUGGGAUUUUUUACUUCGUACGUCACACUAGAUGCUGCUAAAACCGUAGCCAGGACACAGUCCAAGUUCUUGAGAUUGCCUGGACCAAUCGCUGCCGUUUUCAUAGUUGCAACUCUAGCAGUCAUCGCCCACAAAAACGGCCUCACUGAUUCUUUUAUGAAAAGGCUUAUGAUGUUGCGGUUGAAGCUGAGAAACUAUCUUUUAAAAAUACUCAUGAAGAAAAGGAUGCGGCCACAGCAGCAUCGCAAAAGUGGGCAGAACGGUGCGAUCUAG